Momordica charantia (bitter melon) is the source of this 1055-nucleotide messenger RNA. RefSeq names its product Acyl-CoA N-acyltransferases (NAT) superfamily protein. Gene Ontology annotation, biological process: N-terminal protein amino acid acetylation. Gene Ontology annotation, molecular function: protein N-terminal-serine acetyltransferase activity; protein-N-terminal-glutamate acetyltransferase activity. The record is from RefSeq and is a predicted model, not a curated record. NCBI's taxonomy places the organism in Eukaryota, Viridiplantae, Streptophyta, Magnoliopsida, Cucurbitales, Cucurbitaceae. Gene Ontology annotation, cellular component: NatA complex.
UCCAUUUCUUUCUUCCUAACGUGCCCACUUCAUCCUCGAUUUCGAUCUCCACUGCUCCAUCUUCAACCCUAGCCCUAAUUUUCCCUCUCCGAUUACCAGUGCCAGCCAUGGUCUGCAUACGCAAAGCAACCAUAAACGACCUUCUGGCCAUGCAGGCCUGCAAUCUCUUUUGCCUCCCAGAGAAUUACCAGAUGAAAUACUACUUCUACCACAUUCUUUCCUGGCCUCAGCUUCUUUACGUCGCCGAGGAUUACAACGGGCAUAUUGUCGGAUACGUUCUUGCUAAAAUGGAGGAAGAAAGCAACGAGUGCCAUGGCCAUAUCACCUCCCUCGCUGUGCUCCGCACGCACCGGAAGUUGGGAUUAGCCACUAAGCUCAUGAACGCGGCUCAGAACGCCAUGGAACAGGUCUAUGGAGCGGAGUAUGUCUCCCUCCAUGUGAGGAAGAGUAACAGAGCUGCGUUUAAACUGUAUACCGAGACUUUGGGGUAUAAGAUCCAUGAUAUUGAGGCGAAGUACUACGCCGAUGGUGAGGAUGCUUAUGACAUGAGGAAACAGCUUAAAGGGAAGCAAAUUCAUGGGACUGCGCACCAUCAUCAUCACCAUCACCACCACCACCAUCACCAUCAUGGGCAUCAGCAUGGUGGUGGGUGUUGUUCUGGUGGUGAUUCGGGGAGCGCUGCUGAGGUAAAAGCAGAGUCCAAGGGCAAUGUAUCGAAAGCGGACUCUAAGGUUAACUAGAAAGCCGGAUGAGGUGGGGGCUGAAUUUUUUGUUGAGAAGUGGUUUUUUUGAUGGAUAGCUUGUUUGUGUUCUGAAUUUAUAAUUCUGCAUUGUGGAUAUCAAGUACUUGUUUGUUUACAUACUUUAUCCGAUGCAGUUGUUGAUUAAUACCCUGGCUGAGAAACUUCACUGGCUUUUAGUCCACUAUAAUUCUUUUGGUAUCUGUAUUAUGGCAUCUCGACUAUGUGACAGCUGUAUCUGGGUUUUGUGCAUCUCUAUAUUCAUCUGAAUUCUUAUAAGUUAUAGAUGCAUUUGGGGCUCCCUUUUCCUCUUUA